Miniopterus natalensis is the source of this 3154-nucleotide messenger RNA. The record is from RefSeq and is a predicted model, not a curated record. Lineage: Eukaryota; Metazoa; Chordata; Mammalia; Chiroptera; Miniopteridae.
UGACCUGCUAAGGUCACACAGUGAGCCAGCCACCACUGUGUCUUAACUGCCUGUAACACUGCGCACUAGCCCGAUCCCUUUCUUGGGCCGGGUUCACUGGGCUCGGAGCUGAGUGCCCAGUACAUCGAGGCCUUGUAAACCCAGUUACUGUCAGCUGCCUCUGCUGCUCAGGCGGUCUUCUUGCUGAGCUCUUCCGGGAACCAGGUGACAGAUGGGUCUCUUCCUUCCUGCCCCUGUCUCACUUGCUCCCCCUCAGAGCUCCACUCUCCAGCCUUCCAUGGGAAUCGUCUGAAGUUCUGAGCCCAGAACCCGAGGAGAAAGGAGAGGCGGAGGCGGAGGAGGGAGAGGAAGUCAAGCUCUGAGAGCCACGCACUUUCCCGGCAGAAGAGCAACGCGGGAAGCAGGCUGUGGGGCCCGCAGCACCGCUGGCCCCUGCCUGGCCUUGGUGCCCAGUAUCUGCUGGUGGUGCCCCAGAAAGCCCCAGGUAGUUGGCUCUGGCGGUGCCUGCCUCACCUGGGGCCCCUGCGCGGGGGGUCGCCCCCAAGAUGGUGGCAGCCACAGGGAGGACUGUGCUGCCACCCCCAGCCUCCAGCUGCUAGGCCCUCUGUGCCCCCGCCCUGAGCCGAGGCCUGGCCUGCGAGGGGCCGCGGGCAGCGCCAUGCUGCGCCUGGGGCUGUGCGCAGCCGCGCUGCUGUGCGUGUGCCGGCCCGGGGCCGUGCGCGCCGACUGCUGGCUCAUCGAGGGCGACAAGGGGUAUGUGUGGCUGGCCAUCUGCAGCCAGAACCAGCCGCCCUACGAGACCAUCCCGCAGCACAUCAACAGCACCGUGCACGACCUGCGGCUCAAUGAGAACAAGCUCAAGGCCGUGCUCUACUCCUCGCUGAACCGCUUCGGGAACCUCACCGACCUCAACCUCACCAAGAACGAGAUCUCCUACAUCGAGGACGGCGCGUUCCUGGGCCAGUCGAGCCUGCAGGUGCUGCAGCUAGGCUACAACAAGCUCAGCAACCUGACCGAGGGCAUGCUGCGCGGCAUGGGCCGCCUGCAGUUCCUGUUCGUGCAGCACAACCUCAUCGAGGUGGUGACGCCUGCGGCCUUUUCCGAGUGCCCGAGCCUCAUCAGCAUCGACCUGUCCUCCAACCGCCUCAGCCGCCUGGAUGGGGCCACCUUCGCCAGCCUGGCCAGCCUCAUGGUGUGCGAGCUGGCCGGCAACCCCUUCAGCUGCGAGUGUGACCUCUUUGGCUUCCUCACCUGGCUUGUGGUCUUCAACAAUGUCACCAAGAACUACGACCGCCUGCAGUGCGAGUCCCCCCGCGAGUUUGCUGGCUACCCGCUGCUGGUGCCCCGGCCCUACCACAGCCUCAACGCCAUCACCGUGCUCCAGGCCAAGUGCCGCAAUGGCUCGCUGCCCGCCCGGCCUGCCAGCCACCCCACCCCCUACUCCACCGACGCCCAGCGGGAGCCCGAUGAGAACUCGGGCUUCAACCCCGAUGACAUCCUUUCGGUGGAGCCGCCUGCCUCGUCCACCACAGACGCGUCUGCGGGGCCGGCCAUCAAGCUGCACCACGUCACCUUCACCUCGGCCACCCUGGUGGUCAUCAUCCCGCACCCCUACAGCAAGAUGUACGUCCUGGUCCAGUACAACAACAGCUACAUCUCCGACGUCAUGACGCUCAAGAACAAGAAGGAGAUCGUCACCCUUGACAAGCUGCGAGCACACACCGAGUACACCUUCUGCGUGACCUCACUGCGAAACAGCCGCCGCUUCAACCACACCUGCCUGGCCUUCACCACGCGGGACCCGGUCCCGGGCGACCUGGCGCCCAGCACCUCCACCACCACGCACUACAUCAUGACCAUCCUGGGCUGCCUCUUCGGCAUGGUCAUCGUGCUGGGAGCUGUCUAUUACUGCCUGCGCAAGCGGCGCAUGCAGGAGGAGAAGCAGAAGUCUGUCAAGGUCAAGAAAACCAUCCUGGAGAUGCGCUACGGGGCCGACGUGGAGGCCGGGUCCAUCGUUCACGCUGCCCAGAAGCUGGGCGAGCCCCCAGUGCUGCCCGUGUCCCGCAUGUCCUCCAUCCCCUCCAUGAUCGGGGAGAAGCUGCCCACCUCCAAGGGUCUGGAGGCCGGGCUGGACACGCCCAAGGUGGCCACCAAGGGCAACUACAUGGAGGUGCGCACCGGCACAGGUGGAGAUGGCAUGGCCCGGCCUGAGGAUGACCUCCCGGACCUGGAGAAUGGCCAGGGCUCGGCCGCUGAGAUCUCCACCAUUGCCAAGGAGGUGGACAAGGUCAACCAGAUCAUUAACAAUUGCAUCGAUGCCCUCAAGCUGGACUCGGCCUCUUUCCUGGGGGGUGGCAGCAGCGGUGGUGGGGACCCCGAGCUGGCCUUUGAGUGCCAGUCCCUCCCCGCAGCCACAGCAGCCUCCUCGGCACCGGCCCCUGGGGCCCUGGAGCGCCCCAGCUUCCUCUCACCCCCUUACAAGGAGAGCUCCCACCACCCGCUGCAGCGCCAGCUGAGCGCCGACGCCGCCGUGGUCCGGAAGACCUGCAGCGUCUCGUCCAGCGGCUCCAUCAAGAGCGCCAAGGUCUUCAGCCUGGACGUGCCCGACCACCCGGCCUCGGCGGGGCUGGCCAAGGGCGACUCCAAGUACAUCGAGAAGGGCAGCCCCCUCAACAGCCCGCUGGACCGGCUCCCGCUGGUGCCCACGGGCAGCAGCGGCAGCGGUGGCAGCAGUGGAGGCGGGGGCGGCGGGAGCGGCGGCGGGGGCAGCGUCCACCACCUGGAGGUGAAGCCCGCCUACCACUGCAGCGAGCACAGGCACAGCUUCCCCGCGCUCUACUACGAGGAGGGCGCCGACAGCCUGAGCCAGCGCGUGUCCUUCCUCAAGCCGCUGACCCGCUCCAAGCGGGACUCCACCUACUCGCAGCUCUCGCCCAGACACUACUACUCGGGGUACUCCUCCAGCCCCGAGUACUCCUCGGAGAGCACGCACAAGAUCUGGGAGCGCUUCCGGCCCUACAAGAAGCACCCCCGGGAGGAAGUGUACAUGGCCGCGGGCCACGCCCUGCGGAAGAAGGUCCAGUUCGCCAAGGACGAGGACCUGCACGACAUCCUCGAUUACUGGAAGGGGGUCUCGGCCCAGCAGAAGCUGUGA